AUGGCCGAUUGGGUGUCGCCAACGAAACCGAUCAGUGGCCGAACCAACAGCGUUGCAGCUGGAAUUGGAAACCGAUGCAGGCCCGAGCCGCCCCUCGCCCUUUUCCCAAUACAAGACCCCCAGAAGCUGCAUUGGAAAACUGCACACAGCCCGAGGUCGUCCCUCGCACCGAGGACCACAUUUGCCAGUAACGGUCCCCUCUUCGCCGACAUGGAGUUUUCGGGAAAGGAUCUGGAGGACAUCCAGCGGGUAGCCGGCCUGCUGAACCUCACAGUGGAUGAGUUGCUCCAACAGAGCCGAGUGAACAGCAGCAAGAUCACUUCCGCCAGCAGCUCCCCCCAGCCAUCGCCCCGGCGCAGUGCAAACCAGCAGCGGUCACCACUUUUCCAGGAGAGCCAUGUCCUUUCAAGCCAUCACCAACCGUCUUUUGGCCUGGACCUGGACACUUUCGACCUGGCUGACCCCCAUUCCAGCAGCUCUGGAAGCGACCCCUCCGAGCUGGCUCUUCCUCCGCCUGCCAAUACCCAGGACCAAGGCACGAGAGUCGUUCUCCUGAACCCGCACACAACUUCAUAUGACUGCGAUGCCGCCGCCUGGGGAACCAACCAGCCCGCUGGCGACGUCUUCGCAUUCGACGAUACCACGAUGGAUUCCGAUCCCGCCGACGACGGAUCGUACGUUCCGGUGUCGGACGUAAAGCUCGAUUUUGACUCUGUCAGUGAGUACACCGUCCGGGAAGGCCAGGAAUUUAUGCUGGAAGACGCCUCGGCCGAUUGGGCUCUUGUCUCGGCCUCCCCCGAAUCCCCGGAGUUGCAACUGGCCAUGUCGCCUGCCAUCGGGUCAGUCGACAAGCGCUAUCACAGGAUUGCGCCCAAAUUCCCCAGGCACGGCGCCCAGACUCCGUCAGAGAGCUCCUCUCAUCGAGUCAAGAAGAAGCGCAGCCCUUAUGAAGGACGGAAGAGAGUCGACACUCACCUCACUCGCCAACUCCAUGCCUGCGUCAGGUGUAGAAUGCAGAGAAACAGGUGUAUUCCUGACCCCAACAACCCCCGGGGCCCGUGUUUGACCUGCCAGCACAGAACAGUCCGCAUGAGCCGACUGCCUUGCCUGCGAUACAUGGUCACCGACAGCACCCUCUUCCGAACCGGCCUCGACUACAUGCCGUUUUACAGAGCCCAUCCGAUGGUCGGACCUCAGUAUGGCGAUUUCCACCUGGAGCGCCAGUGGACCGAUGCUCCCUCAAAGAUCUUGUGCCUGGGGCAAGUUGGCUCCAUGCAUAUCAAGGUCGAGUUGCGGGAGUUUGUCCCCCCUGCAAACACCAGAGAUGUAGACCUCAAGGGGCGGCCCAUGUAUGCCGUGCCUUGGGCUAUUGCCGACCCGGACGCUGUGGUUGAAGCUUUCACUGAAUAUAUCGACCGAUCUGUUACCCAAUAUAUGGCAGCCUACCUGGACGACACGGACCCCCUUGUCUGGAACAUCUUCCAAGCCGCCUACAGAGCAUCCGUUUUCCCUCUCCCGAACGAGAUGCUCAAAAAAACAUUGAGACUCUGGGUGGCAUGCCGCUUUAUCGAAUCAAAAUGGAGAUGUUGGUCCGAGACUGGCUGGGCCGACAGCGAGCUCCGAGCUAUGAACCCACAGGACCCAUUCUACCAAGGCCUUGACUCGCCCCCGCCAUAUAUCGACUACCAAUUUGCCUCCAUCGUGAUGCAGCGCAUCCUCAAUCCGCUAAGGAAGGACGUCCUCCGCAUUCUCCAGGGCACCUUCAACACACACAACCCUCAGGAAUGGUUCGCCACCUUUUUGACAUGCUUCAUCCUCCUGCAGAACUACGAGAUGCAGAUGCUCUUCCAGAGUCAGUUUGCCAGGAGGAGGGAGGCGCAGAAACUCUUUACGCCAAAGUUCGACUGGACCGCCCCGCGGGUCCGAAGAAUGGCGCGCCUGGAUGCCGAACAAAGCCACUUCAUGUCGCAAUGCCGCGAUGUGGUGGCGAUUAAACUCAACAUGGGCGUGGAAACGGUACUUCUGGGGCAGCAAGGGCAGACUUGGGGGGACCUAACGGUGAAGGCGAACUGCCCUCCUCGUUAUAUCCCCGUCUCGAGCGAAUGGCCGGUCGAAAUGGAGGGGGAUCUCGCAUGGGGGCCGGCAUCUUUUGGUUCGGAGGACGAGUACACGCUGGUUCUGAGCGAGAGCGACGUCUCUGAGGUCAGAUCAGGUCUGCAGCAUUUCAAUGAACUCGGGCUCUACGGAAACGAAGUCUCGCCUAGCACUUUCCCCUUGCCUACUCUCGGGCCGAAACUUCGGCAAAUUUCCGCCGACGUUCACCAGGGGAGGGGCUUUGCCGUGGUUCGAGGGCUGAAGCCUGACGAAUUCUCACCCGAGGACAACGUCCUGGUUUUCCUUGGAAUCUCGUGCUAUGUCGGUGUCCAGCGCGGCCGACAGGAUGAGGAGGGGAAUAUGCUAAUGCACAUCCGUGACGCGAAGCUUUCGAAAACGCCCCAGCAGGACCGACCGACACGGUACUCGUCUCGGGCAUCGACCUUCCACACGGACACAUUCUGCGACAUCCUCGCGCUGCAGACGCGCAACAACGCCUCUGCCGGCGGCCGGAACAUGCUCGCCUCCUCCUGGACCGUGUACAACGAGCUGGCGCGCGCCCACCCGCAGCUGCGCGAGCUGCUGGCCCAGCCCAUCUGGUCCUUCGACAGCCGCGGCAAGUUCCUGCCCUCCAACACCCGCCCUUUGCUCUACCACCACGACGGCCGCGCCCUCCUCAACUUCGCCCGCGAGCCCCUCCUCGGCCUCGACGGCGUGCGCCGCGCCGCCGGCCUGCCCCCGCUCACCGCCGACCAGCGCCGCGCCCUCGACGCUGUUGAGGCUAUCGCCAAGCAAAACCAGAUCGUGCUCGCUGCUGAGCCCGGUGAUGUGCUGUUUGUGAAUAACCAUGCCGUGCUGCACUCGCGCGAGGCGUUUGAGGAUGCGCCCGAGUCGCCGCGCUAUCUGGUGCGCAUGUGGCUAAGGAACCCGGACCUGGCCUGGUCGCUGCCGCGCGGGCUGCAGGCGGGGAAUGCGCGCAUCUAUGGCGAGAAUGAGCUGGGCGAGCAGUGGAAUGUGGUGGACGCGCCGAGGGUCAUGUUUCGGUUGAGUGAGCGGUUGAGCUCUUAG
Molecule: messenger RNA, 3162 nt
Organism: Chaetomium fimeti
Lineage: Eukaryota; Fungi; Ascomycota; Sordariomycetes; Sordariales; Chaetomiaceae
Exons: 8
Coding region: 1-3162 (1053 amino acids)
Molecular function (GO): oxidoreductase activity
Source: RefSeq, a predicted model, not a curated record